AUGGAAAACAGCAGCCGCCUACUCUCGCUGGUGUCGACGCUGUGCUGGAUCGUGGCGCUUCUGCCGCAGCAAUGGCACAACUACUGCAGAAAGUCUGUCGACGGGUUGUCCCCGUAUUUGUUGAUCUUGUGGCUUCUGGGCGACUCGUUCAACCUCGUAGGGUGUGUGCUCACGGAGCAACUCCCGUUCCAGACGUACCUCUCGGCGUACUUUGUUCUCAAUGACGUGAUUCUCGACUUCCAGUACUACUACUACCGCGGUCGGCGGCCCGACGCCGGGUCGUCCGUGGAGCUGCUUGCCGAUGACGGCUACACGUCGACGGUGUCGUCGUCAUCGGUGGCAUCGCACGUGCCCGUGCUCACUAAGACGCAGGUGGUCACUACCGCAACGGCGUUGUUGUCUGCGUCGCCGGUGGCUGCUGUGCCGCUGCAAGCGUCGGCGCUGUCUGCGGCAUUCGAUGGAGAGGCGGUGGGGAUGGUCUUUGCGUGGUUGUGCACCCUCCUCUACUGCUCGUCCCGACUUCCGCAGCUCUACCACAACUACCUGAGGAAGUCGGUUGAGGGCGUGUCACCGUUGUUGUUCACGUUUGCCGUGCUUGCCAAUCUGACGUACGCGUUGUCCAUCCUUCUGGCAGACCCGCCGCACGGGAUGACGUAUCGGGGGUUCAUCUGGAACGAGACCCCAUACUUGCUAGGCUCCUUGGGGACGGUCUGGUUCGACGGCCUGUACUUCUGGCAAAGAGAAAUCUACAGAGAGAUCUGA
Pichia membranifaciens NRRL Y-2026 is the source of this 762-nucleotide messenger RNA. RefSeq lists its product as hypothetical. The record is from RefSeq and is a predicted model, not a curated record. The transcript has a single exon. Bases 1 to 762 code for a protein of 253 amino acids. Lineage: Eukaryota; Fungi; Ascomycota; Pichiomycetes; Pichiales; Pichiaceae.